Messenger RNA from Mustela erminea (ermine), 1044 nucleotides. Its product is annotated as protein FAM122A-like. Gene Ontology annotation, molecular function: protein serine/threonine phosphatase inhibitor activity. NCBI's taxonomy places the organism in Eukaryota, Metazoa, Chordata, Mammalia, Carnivora, Mustelidae. The record is from RefSeq and is a predicted model, not a curated record. Gene Ontology annotation, biological process: mitotic G2/M transition checkpoint. Gene Ontology annotation, cellular component: cytoplasm; nucleus.
AUGUCGGAGGUUCCUCCUUUCUUCUCUUUUCCCCUUUCCUGUCUGUCCACAACUCCUCACCCAGCUGACUUGUCCUUGUGUGAAUGGGAGCCAGAAAACCUUGAGAACUUCCAACCAAGCAGUGGUUUCUUCCUCGACGCGGACAUGGCACAAGAGAAAAUGAAGCUAGACUUGGAGCUGCUGUCGAGUUCAACCACCACAAAUGACAUGCUGAGAAGAUCCAACAGCGCCCCAUUGAUAAGUGGGCUUGGUGAUAACUCACAGGUGUUCCAAACUGACAUGGUAACUCCAAGAAAUGACACAAUGCUUAUGGCACAACAUUGUCUGGUCAAUACAAUGCCAGUGAAGAAUUCCAAGUCUGUGAUUGACAUGACCACAUUCUCAUCUUCAAAAGAUUAUCCUGGCUGCAAAGGGUUUUUACCACCUUCUCCCAUCCCCAUCCGUGCUUCCUUUGGUCGCCUUCAUCAAAUCAAACAGGAGGAAGGCAUGAAUUUAAUGACUGGAGAAGCAAUGCAUGAAUGGGAGGUACAAACCACACUACAGAUAAGUCGAUCUUGGGAAGAGAGUUUUAACCUGAGUGACAGUAAUUUAGAGAAACCAUCUUCAAAGAGCAUCAAUUUAAUUCCAGUAUCCCCAGCAGCUCCUCCCACCCAGAGGAUUGGGAAGCAAUGUUUUCCUCCAUUGUUACAGACUUGUGUGAAUUACACCACUUUGCCUCCAAGUCCCGUUUCUAGUCCCACGCAACGAUUUCCAAUAGGAAGUCAAAACCCCACCAACAUUAUUAGACCAAGUAUCUGUGGACCAUUAAAAGGAAAAGGUGAAAUGAUAUUUGAAGAUCGGCCAAAGAAACUUUUCCAAGGCACAACCAGGCCUACUCAACAGUCUGAUAUGAAUGAGUGGGAGAAGAGUUGGCCUAGUCAGAUACAGAAUCUUCCCAGUCUGCCCGAGGCUUCACCAGCCAAAGAGCCUCCAUCUGACACUGAUCAGAUCUGUAAAAUAAAAAAGAGGGCACCUUCAUUCUCUGACUUUGUUUCCCGCCAGUGA